Messenger RNA from Eriocheir sinensis (Chinese mitten crab), 3656 nucleotides. Its product is annotated as protein Skeletor, isoforms B/C-like. The record is from RefSeq and is a predicted model, not a curated record. NCBI's taxonomy places the organism in Eukaryota, Metazoa, Arthropoda, Malacostraca, Decapoda, Varunidae. The coding region runs from base 69 to 2729 and encodes 886 amino acids. The transcript is spliced from 14 exons.
AAGGGGAGUGGGCGGAGCUUGAGGCUAGAGCUGAAGUCGGCGUGCGGGUUGGUCAGUGUGUCACCAACAUGGGAGGGACGAGGAACAUGCGGGAGCUCUCCUUGUGUAUUGCCUUCCUGGCCUGCCUCGUCUCGGGAGGCGCGGCCCGGGGUUACUUCGGGGCCCGCAUUGGCCGCCUGGAGCCGCUGCACCACCAGGUCAAGGGUGACGUGUACGCCGUGGACUCGCGAACCAUCCACAUCAGAGACUUCUCCUACGACGGCCUGGCUCCCGAUGCCUUCUUCUACGCCGGCACCACCGCGAAGCCCAGCGACAACGGCAUCAUCAUCCCCGACGAGAAUGGCGGUGUGGAGCCGCUCGGAGCCUAUCGCAACAAGCACGUGACCCUGACGCUGCCGGAGGGGAAGACGCUGAAGGACAUCAAGUGGUUCUCCGUGUGGUGCCGCGCCUAUUCUGUUGACUUCGGCCACGUGAUGAUGAGCAACAGCCUUGAGUACCCACGCCCGCAGAAGAUUGAGGCGAUCCCGACCUUCCAGCACGGCGUGAGCUCCGACCGUGUGGUGGUUGUGGACGCCCAGACUUUCCUCAUCCCCAACUUACACUACGACGGACAGGCGCCGGACGCCUAUUUCUGGGUCGGCAAGGGAACGCAGCCAGGCAACCAGGGAACAGUGGUGCCAGAUGAGAACGGGUCGGAGGAGCCGCUCAAGAAGUACUCCGGCAAGACCAUCGUGAUCACCCUGCCUGGGGACCUCACCGUCUUCGACAUUGACUACCUGGGCUUGUGGUGCCGCGCCUUCUCCGCUAACUUCGGCCACAUCCGCAUGCCUCGCUCCCUCAACGUGCCGCCCUCCCUCAAGAUGCUCGGUGUGGCGCCCCAGACCAAGCUGAACUGCGAGGUGCUGUGGGACGACCUGGCUCUUGAGGUUCGCUGGGCCGUGGCGGGCGAGAGUAUUGUGAUGCAACUCGUCGGCAGAAUCACUGAUGGCCAGUACAUGUCCUUCGGUCUGUCCGGCAACCCGUCCAGGUCCGUGAUGGUGGGCGGCGACGUGGUGGUGGCGUGGCUGGACCAGGCGAGCGGCCGCGGCGAGGCUCAGGACUACAUUCUCGGGGCCAAGUCGCAGUGCCAGGGCGGCCGAGGCUCAUGCCCAGACUCGCAGGUCCAGGCCGGCCGCAACAACGUGAGACUCCUCAACGCUGCUCUCAUCAACGACUUCACGAUGCUCACCUUCCAACGCCCCCUUGCCGCUGGGGACCUCUCCGACUUGCCAAUCCACACCAACGGGUCCCAGGCGGUCAUCUGGGCGGUGGGUCCCGUUAACUCACAGGGCCACACCGCCUAUCACAACCUUCGGCUAAGAGGUGACAUGUCCAUCGACUUCGGAAGGACACCCGAGUGGAAUUGCCCAGUGCCCGAGGAGCAGCCGACAGGGGGACACAAGAGCGGCCCCAGCAAGCCCCCGCCAGCCCCGGAGACCCACAACGCCUGGUACAUCCCGCCCAUCCCUUGCAACGAGCCUGAGGACGGGGUGAUGUACGCACAGAUUGGACCUACUGGCGGGAACAGCGGUUACAACUCCAUCACAGGUCACGUUGGCUGGGGCAUCGCCUGGUACAUCAACGGCCUCCUCAUCCCCGAGAUCUACGUGGUGCGCGGCAAGACCUACACCUUCGUCGUGGAGGGCGGCAACAACCCUGACCGACCUGAGCGCGACCAUCCCUUCUACAUCACCGACGAUCCCGAGGGUGGUUACGGCUUCAAGACACCGGCCGAGCGAUCCCGCACCCGAGUGUUUGCCGGAGUGAGCCAGGACAGAGAAGGCAAACCCGUCCCCACUGGCAUGGGCCGCCUCUGUGAGUGGGUGGAAGACCCCAACCAGCCCGCCAACGCCUUCAACUCCUUCGGGGCGUACCAACGCACGCUGGAACUAAGCUGCCAGGAGGGACAGCCAGGCGUCAUCCAGUGGACCCCUGAUGCCUCCACCCCAGACACUGUGUACUACCAGUGCUACACUCAUCGCUACCUGGGCUGGAAGAUUCAUGUGCUGGACAGGUGUGAGUUGGACGAGCUGGCGGCCGCAGGUUCCAUCUCAGAGUCGGUGGUGGUGCCAGGCUCUGCUGCAUCAGGGCCAGCGGGGGACCUGCUGCCGGCCGCCUCUGCUCAGGUCUUCACCUCCGACGGCCGCCCCCUCCCCCCCGACACCAUCCCUGACCCCCCACAGCUGGCAGCCACACACCACCACACCUCCACCUCCAUCACCGGCCGCCCUCAGGUGGGGCCCUACCGCGGGGAGCGCCCCCCGCCAGUGCCGGCCAAGGUCCCCCACCUGGCACAGUUCUCCCAGCAGAGGCGCCCCACCAGCCGCCGCACCACCGUGCCGCUGCCACCCCUGCCCGGCACCACCUCCCAUCCCCUGCCCGGCCCCACCCCCCCACCCCACGGCCACUUCAGUUUUGCUGGCAGCGCCCCGAGGCUGGUGGUUGUGCCAGCCCCUAACACUGACCUGGAUGAUACCCACACUGAGGUCACACCUGCGUCCAGCCCCGCCCCUCCGCCAGGCGCCAGCAACACACACCUCACCAUCCUGAAGGACGUGUGGGCCAUCCUCACCCAGGACCACCCUAGGGAGGACGCCCACCCCACCCACACCCACCACACCCACCACACCAACCAGCACCUAGAUGGCAUCGAGAGGGAGCCGCGGCACAGUCAAGACGAGGGGGAGUGAGGCCCCCUCCCUGCACCUCCUCCACCCCCCACCCCCCUGCAGCCUGCCUGCCUCGGCCCCUGAUGGUGCUUGGUUACAACUAGUUGCCGUGACACAACAGUUGAUGACAAAGUGAACAUUUAUGUGUCUCCUACUUUGCCAGCAUUGCAUAACGCAUAGUGGCACUCACUCAUUGUGGCAUUCAAUAUGAAUUUAUCAUGAAGGAUAUUUUUAUAUACUUUUUAGCUGCCACAGGAGUAUAAUGUGGUGACAAUAGUGUUAGUGGCAGUUGAUGUAGCAACUGUAAUAGUGGUUUUCAUAUUGAAGACUUUUAGAAGCAUGACAACAGCCCUCAGUAAGCAUCUGUGUGCUUGAAAACCAUCACUUCCUGUACAUACAGUUGGUACACAGAGCACUUCCUCCUUGCCAAGCCCUGGAGCACCAGGCUGGUGACCAUGCAUGUAACGGUGGAAAAUACCCACCGCAGAUAGAUCACGCCACCUUUAUAGGAAUGUCAUCUGUCAGUGUUUAUCGUACGUUCGUUCUCGGUAUGUGUAACAAACACUUAGUCACCUCAGCGGUCACCUUGACGUACGUGACCAGUUGUAACUUCAUUAUUUUCCAUGUCUCUAAUCUUCACUCCUUCCUGAGAGCCCGUCACAUACAGACCUACUGUCUGGGCUCUCUCCAACGCCCCUGUACUUAGGUCAUAAGAAUAUAUUCACCUAAACCAGCUGCGGGUUUUUCCCUUCACGCCUUGUUCGUCCACCAAGACCCUGUCUGAGCUACACACAACCAAGGCCGCCCACCGUUACAUGCUUACUGAGAUCUGUCUAGAAUGACAGAUGAAAUUAUCUUGAUUGAAUAGACACUGAACUUCAUGCCUGUACUGUAUACAUACUUCCAAGUUUGUUUUUUCAAGCUACAGUUAUUAAAAGAAUAUGAAAU